This is a messenger RNA of Sclerotinia borealis F-4128, 732 nucleotides long. NCBI's taxonomy places the organism in Eukaryota, Fungi, Ascomycota, Leotiomycetes, Helotiales, Sclerotiniaceae. The record is from the annotation of a GenBank genome assembly.
AUGCGGCCUGCUAUCUUAUUGGCAAUGGCAAUAGUGAAUGGUCCUGUUGCAAGUGACGGAAACUUUCCUGCUCCCGGUUGUGCGAUCCGUUGUUGGGAGAAUACGAAAUAUAUCAGUAAAUGCACAGACAAACACAUGUGUCUUUGCUAUGACGCCGAAUAUCAAAACGUCAGUCACACCAUAAGAUCAAGACAGCCACCAUUAAAUACUUUACCAGUAGAUCGAAUACUAACCUACAAACUGCAGUCUGUUUUCAAAUGCCUACAUUCUCAAUGCGAUACUGCUCAUUUUGGUACCGCACUACAUCAUACCAUCACUCAAUGCUUUGGAGUUGCCGACAACAUCCUUUUAGCAGCAUCUCCUCUCUCGAAUCACGAUUCCCUACGACGAAGAGAAGCUGAAUACCUCCGGGGAGUCAAGCUAGAAGAUUCGGAAUCCAUUGUGGGAUAUCCAACGCUGAGCGCACUUCCAAUGCAAAGUGCUUUGCCAUUUUCAUCUGGCGUCGCUUUUCCAUCAAUUCCACCGCUGCUAUAUCUUACGAGAGAUACUGUGACAGCGGCAGUGACAGCAUCAGUCACAGCAGCUGUUGAUUCGGUUCAAACAGCGUACAACACUGCCCCUGAAUUCAUUACGGCCAGUCCGCUUCUUUACACGGGCGACGCCCUCAGAAUAUUACCUAGUACAUUUUUCCUUUUCUUAUCUGCGUAUUGGGGAUUAUACUUGGCGAUUUGA